UCCCAUGAUGGUCAACCCUUCAUCACCACAGUGGACCCCAGAGCAGCUCGCUGCAUUGCAAGGGGAGGACGGCGGCCCUCUGAUCAUCUCCAUCGUCUCCGUCUUCACUGCGAUCGGCUGUAUUUUGGUUUGCCUACGAAUCUAUGCACGUUCAAUCAUCAUCCGUAACAUUGGUCUCGAAGAUUACUGCAUCAUAUUAUCAUUUGCGCAUGCUAUUGCCAUGGCUGUAUUCCAAAUAGAAGGAGCUAAACAUGGAGGUUCAAAACACAUGAUGUUCUUGACACUACCACAGAUAGAAACGACAUUGAAAUACUUGUAUGGAAGCAUCUUGAUGUAUGCCAACGCCCUCACCCUCACAAAAAUGUCGAUACUUCUACAGUACCGUCGUAUUUUCGCCUUCACGUCGAUGAGAAUACCUAUUUACAUUGUCGGAGCCAUCUGCCUAGCAACUGGCAUUAGUGCAUCGCUUGUUCUGGUUUUCUCUUGCAUCCCUGUAUCUGCAUUCUGGGAUAUCAGUGAAAAGGAAACUGCAGCAUGUAUCAAUUCAAAUGCCUUCUCCUUCGCAGGUGCCGCUAUGAACAUUGUUACCGACAUUCUCGUUGCAGCCCUCCCUGUACGAGCGAUAUGGCAACUUCAGGUUUCACGGAAGCAACGGAUCGCCCUCAUGUGCAUCCUAACCCUCGGCUGGUGUGUUUGCAUCAUCUCUAUUGCCCGAUUGCAUGGUUUUAUUGAACUUGCAAAACACCCUGAGGACUCUACUUUCUAUGGAACUGCGCCAGCCUACUGGAGUUCUAUUGAGGUAAAUUUAGGUAUUGUUUGUGCUUGUGCGCCAGCUUUGAAACCUUUAGUCGUCAAAGUUAUUCCUAGAUUUGCGACUCUAUACGGCAGCCGCAAGAGCACGUACGGAGGAACAAAGGAUACGCCCAAGGACUCUUCGUCCUUUGUUAAACUCAAGGGCAAAGGCAGUAUUGGCACUAUCUCAGAUGAGGUUGAACUGCAUCAUCGCAGUGGAAAUGUGGUGUCCGAGUCUUACACGGGACUACCGCGCACUAUCCACGUGAAAACGGAUUUGGAGCAGCAAAUUGACGAUUUUGAUCGUAAUGUUGACACAAACAGCGAGAAGAAUCUUGUAAUCAGACCUACUAGAAUCACGGAUAGGCUUUGAAGCAGUUAAUAACGUACACGAAGUAUCUCUAAAGUAGUGUCGAACCUUGUAGUACUUAGAAAAAUUCAUAUAUCUAUCACUUUACCCUG
Bipolaris sorokiniana ND90Pr is the source of this 1254-nucleotide messenger RNA. RefSeq lists its product as uncharacterized. Lineage: Eukaryota; Fungi; Ascomycota; Dothideomycetes; Pleosporales; Pleosporaceae. The record is from RefSeq and is a predicted model, not a curated record. The transcript has 7 exons. The coding region runs from base 5 to 1165 and encodes 386 amino acids.